AUGACAGCGGGGCGAGCGGCUUCGUGUGGUCGAGCGCAUAAAUCCGAUCGACAGCUUGUCCUGGACCAAGACGUCGAUGCGACCGACACAUAUGGCUACACAAUGCUGAUGUUCGCCGCCCGAGAUGGCGACGUCAAGAAGGUGCGCUUCCUGCUGGAGAAUAACGCGUCGACUGACAUUCGCAACGGCUACGGGGCCACUGCGCUCCAUUUUGCCGCGUCGUGGGGGCAGCGCAUGAUCGCUCGUUUGCUCCUGGAGCGCGGAGCGUAUGUGAAUGCUUUAGACAACUCUGGUAAGACGCCACUAAUGCGAGCAGCCGCCAAUGGAGACACCAAGCUCGUGCGCGUGCUCCUCGAGCACGGCGCCGAAACCUCGAUCCGUGACGCCUUCGGAUGGAACGCUGAACGUCUCGCUGCGAGUGCAGGACACUACAAAGUCUUUGUAACACUUCAAAAACACGAGCAUCGAAGAUCAACUUCGUCCCACGGGGCUUUGCGUUGGUCUCAGCGGUCCAGCGGCGUGUUUUCAGCCCUCAAUCUGAGACUUUCAACCACUAUGAAAGACGCCAAGCCCAGAUCUGAAGUCGGCACUCCAUUCCCGGCAUCAAUUGAUCAACUGAGCAACCUGCCCGGAUCAAAUGGACUGCUACCGCUUCGAACAGAUCCGUGUCACUUACAGUUAUGA
Phytophthora nicotianae INRA-310 is the source of this 684-nucleotide messenger RNA. RefSeq lists its product as hypothetical. Gene Ontology annotation, molecular function: protein binding. Bases 1 to 684 code for a protein of 227 amino acids. NCBI's taxonomy places the organism in Eukaryota, Oomycota, Peronosporomycetes, Peronosporales, Peronosporaceae. The transcript has a single exon. The record is from RefSeq and is a predicted model, not a curated record.